Molecule: messenger RNA, 753 nt
Organism: Mucor velutinosus
Lineage: Eukaryota; Fungi; Mucoromycota; Mucoromycetes; Mucorales; Mucoraceae
Exons: 2
Coding region: 1-753 (250 amino acids)
Source: RefSeq, a predicted model, not a curated record
AUGGCUAAAAUUGUAUUUGAAGAAGACGCCGAGAUUGUCGUUCCCGAGUCUACCAAAAAGCAGCAAGACGAUGACAUUUUCGAUCAAUCCUCAUCCGAUGACGAAGCACCUGAAGCCAUCAGCACUUCCAAAGCCAAAGAAAGCAUAACAUCCAAAGCACAAGCCGAGAAAGAAGCUGCUGACAAACUUGCUGCAGCAGAAAAGGAGAAACGUAGACAGAGAGAGCAAUUCUUGAAGGAUCAAAAGGAAGGCAGUAAAAGACAGUUGAAGGAAUUAGAAAGAAAGGCCAAGAAGGAAAAGUUGGAGAAGCAAUACAAAGAGAAGAUGGAAAGACGAAAGCAAAAGGAGCUACAAAAGUUAGAGAAGAAUGAAGACGAGGAGGAGGAAGAGGCAGACGGGGGAGCUGAAUUAUUACCAAACGAUCUGUUACAACAAGCUCUACUAGAAGAGCAAGAAGAGGAAGCCAACAAAAGAAAGCAUGUGACAACAGAGGAAUUUGAACGCAUGAUUGCUGAACAAGAAGCUGAGGAAAAGGAGAGAGCCAAGAAGAGAAAGACCACAAAGGAUGGCAAGGUGGUUGGAGAAUAUACCGUCAAGGUGUUGAAUAAUCGCCCUAAAUUGCAGAAACCCAACAAGAGCAUCUUGAAUAUGAGAAAGUUACAUUUAAAUAGAUAUUCUGUGCCAAGAAAGGAGGCAGUGGUGAAUAUCAGUAGUGGUAGAGACGGUGCUGCAUUAGUGUUUCGUCGUAAAUAA